Molecule: messenger RNA, 936 nt
Organism: Schistocerca piceifrons (Central American locust)
Lineage: Eukaryota; Metazoa; Arthropoda; Insecta; Orthoptera; Acrididae
Product: piggyBac transposable element-derived protein 4-like
Exons: 1
Coding region: 1-936 (311 amino acids)
Source: RefSeq, a predicted model, not a curated record
AUGCAAAAUAAGCCUCAUAAGUAUGGACUGAAAGUAUAUGCUGUUGCUGAAGCCAGUAGUGGCUAUGUUGUAAAUUUUGAAGUUUAUGCUGGUAAGCAUAUUGUUGACAAUUCUUCGUCUGCGGUUAUUUUGCGAUUGUUGUCUGACAGCAGCUUGCUGAACAAAGGCCACACUGUGUAUUUAGAUCGAUUUUAUUCCAGUCCAGAGCUAUUUCAGCAACUGGCAGAGAAAGGCACUGGAGCUGUUGGUACUGUGAACAAAUCCAGGAAAGGAUUGCCUAAAGAUUUAGUAUCUGCUACGCUGAAAAAGGGCGAAAUGUCUUUUCGGCGUAAAGAUAAUGUAUUGGCAAUGAAGUGGAAAGAUAAGAGAGAUGUGUAUACAUUGUCUACAAGGCAUCAAGCAACAUUUGGUACGCAUACUAAGAGAAAUGGGUCUGUAGUAUUGAAACCACUUCAGGUACUUGAUUACAACCUCAAUAAAAUUGGAGUGGAUAUUGGAGACCAACGCCUGCAGUACAAUCCGUUCCAGCACAGAACUGUGAAAUGGUGGCGAAAAUUAUAUUUCCAUUUGCUGCUUAUGGGAGUAUCAAAUGCAUUUUGGCUGUACAAUGCAGUGCACAGGAAGAAAAUUACAAUAACAGACUUUAUAACAGUGCUUGCAGUUCAGCUUGUUGAAGACGACACACUUGAAUUCAUUCCAAGAAAUGAAGGAACUGUAGGUCGGCUAACAAAGAGACAUUUUUUGCAGCACAUACCUGCAACUACUAAGAAGUAUGCUGCUCGUGUGUGUCACGUGUGCAGUUCCAGGAGCAAGAAACAGAGUGGCAAGGCUUCUCGCAAAGAGACACGAUACGAAUGUGAACAGUGUGGCGUUGCACUCUGCCUGGAACCUUGCUUUAAAAUUUUCCACACUAAAAAACAAUAUGAUUCUGUGUGA